This is a messenger RNA of Caenorhabditis angaria, 1038 nucleotides long. The record is from the annotation of a GenBank genome assembly. NCBI's taxonomy places the organism in Eukaryota, Metazoa, Nematoda, Chromadorea, Rhabditida, Rhabditidae.
AUGGCAAAAUCAUCAGCGAAGCGAAGAAAAGUGGCGAAGCAUGAAAUUGAAAACGAUGAAGAAUGUAAGUUUUUUGCGGGAAUUUUGAAAAAUAUUUGAUUUUUUGCAGAUAACAAAAGUAAAACCAUGGCCAACAGUUUCUCCAAGAAAUUCAAAACCAAAAAGCUCACAGACACCGUGCCCACAUUUCAAACUUCGUCAUCAGGCGCGGCGACUAUAAAAAACUCUGAAAAUCACAAUUCAGCAGUGGCGCGUGCUCAAGACUACCAUCACAGUCGCAUUUUUCAAUGGGAACCCGAAGAGGCGGCGAUAGAGGGCGCUUAUUUAUGCGCAUUUUGUCAUGAUGGUGUGCAUCGAGAUGAGAUGGGCGAACUUUUUGGGCCGUAUUAUUUGAAAAAUUUUGCGGUUGGAAAAUAUUGGCCAGGUUUUCUUGCGAAAAAACCGGUUGGUGACUCAUCAUUUCAUUUUUUUUUACUAAUUUGUAUUUAUUGUCGAAAUGUGGCUGACGUAUUAUCUAAAAUCUCCACGCGCUCCACCGAAAUAAACACGCAACGCAGACCGCGUCGCGCCACAACACACACAAAAAAGGGAGGGAAUUUGAAUCGUUCCCUUUUUUGUGUGUGCUGUGGCGCGGCGCGGUCUGCGUUGCGUGUUUAUUUCGGUGGAGCGCGGGGUAAACAAAAAUCAGUCGCGAAAAAAAUCAGAUGCGUCGCGAUCGUGAAAAAACCGCGACGCACAGCCGCACGCGUCCAACGAACUAGAUAAUUAUCUUUACAGAGCAAAAAAGCAGCCGAUCUCGAAAUCUGGUUCCACGGAGAAUGUGUGCUAUGGGCUCCGGGAAUCUAUUUGUCCGGAAACACCCUGGAAAACCUCGACGAGAAGAUGGAGCAAUUCUGGAGCCAGAGCUGUGAUGUUUGCAAGAAAAAUGGUGCGCAAAUCCCGAUUUUGAACCGAAAUCAACACUUUGUCCAUUAUAAAUGUGCAAAAGACGGCGAUUUUGUGCUAGACGAGCAGAAUUUGACCUGCCAUCAUUUGUAA